Molecule: messenger RNA, 2388 nt
Organism: Spirodela intermedia
Lineage: Eukaryota; Viridiplantae; Streptophyta; Magnoliopsida; Alismatales; Araceae
Source: the annotation of a GenBank genome assembly
AUGAGUGAGGUUUUCGAAGGGUACGAGCGCCAGUACUGCGAGCUCUCAGCAUCUCUCUUCAAGAAGUGCACGUCCGCCGGCCUUCUUGAUGGGGGUAAUGUGGCCUCAACCUGUUACCUGCGUCUGGAAGCGGGUCUCGCCCGGGAUACUUGGCGGAUUUGCUGUCCUUCAUGAGAAAUUGGCGCAAUAGGCGCGGCAAUUGGUUGUGCAUAUUUAUCUGAUCAUGCUCCGCACCCUGAAAUCCGUUCCGUCUUCAUUUCUUCAGAACAGAAGAAACAGAAAGUGUCCGAGAUCAAGACUGGAUUGGAGGACGCCGAAGCUUUGGUAUCUGCUUCGACGCCUAUCGUAUCAUCACAUAUUCUUCCCUCCACCGCUUGCUGACGCCUCACGUUUCUCUGUCGGAAUGCGUGCUUUAGAUCCGGAAAAUGGACCUGGAGGCGCGGAGUCUGCAGCCCAGCUUGAAGGCCAUGCUUCUUGCCAAGCUGAGGGAAUAUAAGUCCGAUCUCAACAGCUUGAAAGGCGAAGUGAAGAAGAUCACGUCCCCAAACCCUAAUCAAAGUGUUCGUGAGGAGCUACUGGAGUCGGGGAUGGCAGAUACACUGAUGGUAUGCUCACACUCUCAUCCCUAUAAUCUUUUUGAGCGUCUUCUUCAUUGGGUCCACCAAACCAUUGAGAUGCUGUUUGAGCCUCUUCUUCUGCGUCUCGGACAGGGUAGCAGGAGCUAGUUUAGGGUUUUAGUUAUGACGCUUCUUUUGCUCACUGAUGCUUAGGGUUGCCUCUAGUGAGACGUCUUGCCUGAAAAACUUGACAUGGGUCUUCUUCCUCCUUUGGGCCUACCCCUGACCCAUUGCAGCUUCUAUUUUAUUGUUUUCUUAGGUUAUGAUGAUAAGAUUGCUGUAAGAAACUACUAUUAAAACGUGAGAAUUUCCUGAAAUAGAUAAAAGAAGGCUAGGGUCCGGAUUAGAUCAGAUUCCUUCUGUUAUUUUAGCUGCAUCCAUGCUCCCACUUGAGAAACUUAUGGAAACAUUUCUCCCUCUAAGAACAGCUGAUGGAUUGCUUGCUUGAAGAUGGCCGGAUGAUGAGAGAUUAGGAUCCUCAUCUCUUCUAUCUGCCAUCCCUUUCCUUCUCCCUGGCCCCUCGAUCGCCUUCUUUGCAUGCUACCAGGUUGUAUGACCAUUGCAGAUCUAGUAGAUGAGCUAAGCUCCGGCAUGCAACACAUUUCUUUCUUUCUUUCUUUCUUUUUUUUUGGCUUCAUCACCAUCCUAAUUGUACCUUUGUAGAACUUCGUAUGGGAAACUCCCUGUAGAUGCUAGAUUUCUCAGAAACUUUCCCUCUACUGUUAAUAUGGAAAUCCCUUCUGAGUCAUUCCCUUCACUAGAAAUUGCUGAAUCUACUGCUCCUAGGCUAGACAAGCUCAGCAUAUCAAGAACAGAGGCAAGAAGAGCUUGUCCGGGGCGGCUUGCCUUGUCUAUCUUUCAAGUUACCGUAGAAGGAAAAUGGCCGGACAUGAAUGACUAUCAAGGAUGCCUGCUUUCUUCUGGUCAAUGAUUUUGCGAUAAUUUUCUGUGGAUUGAUGUAACUCUUCUGUUCAUUGACGAUCAAUGUUAGUUUAGUGAAAUGAUUGAUGGUUUAAUUCUUGCAGGCGUCUGCAGAUCAGAGAGGAAGGCUGUUGAUGUCCACCGAAAGGCUGAACCAGUCCAGUGAGAGGAUCAAGGAGAGCCGAAGAACCAUGCUGGAGACAGAAGAACUGGGUGUCUCCAUCCUCCAGGACCUCCAUCAGCAGCGUCAAUCUCUCUUGCAUGCUCAUAACACGGUUUGCUUUACCUCUCAAUUCCCUUUCUUCUUUUUAUAGUAAUGAUUGGCGGCGAAGGCGUCCAUCCCCCCUCCCCUCUCUUUUUUUUUGCUUUUUCCCCCAAAACAUACGCAGAAUAAUGAAAAUAAUCUCAUUUCAAGGUGCUGAGAACUAUUAAAAUAGAACAAUGUUUUUUCUAUAAUCGAGUUGCUCAUGCACAAGAUGCUUGACCUCGAGGAGCAUCAGUUCAACGGAGAAGAAUAUGCUGCAGGUCAACGGAAUCAUUUCCGUUUGUUUUACUAAUUAUUACCCGUGAAGACUCCUUUUUUUGAAAAAAACCAAAAAUGCAGAUUAAUGGAAAUAAACAAAUAACAAGAUGCUAUUAGAAUACAAAUCAUGAGGAUCAAACGUUGACCAGGAAAUCAUUGUGCCUGCUCUUGCAGCUACACGGGGUGGACGACAACAUCGGGAAGAGCAGGAAGAUUCUGACCGCCAUGUCCAGGCGGAUGAGUAGGAACAAGUGGAUCAUGGGCUCCGUGAUCACAUCUCUGGUUUUCGCCAUUAUUUUGAUUCUGUAUUUCAAGCUCGCCCACUAG